This is a messenger RNA of Sceloporus undulatus (fence lizard), 3983 nucleotides long. It is a transcript of the gene PLEKHA2, whose product is annotated as pleckstrin homology domain containing A2. Gene Ontology annotation, molecular function: PDZ domain binding. The transcript is spliced from 12 exons. The coding region runs from base 246 to 1490 and encodes 414 amino acids. Gene Ontology annotation, cellular component: cytoplasm; membrane. The record is from RefSeq and is a predicted model, not a curated record. NCBI's taxonomy places the organism in Eukaryota, Metazoa, Chordata, Lepidosauria, Squamata, Phrynosomatidae.
UCUGAGAGACAGACAGAGAGAAGGAGAGAAACCUUUGCUUUGCCCUCUCACUCUUCCUUUCUGAGGUUUUGCCUUGACGUAUCUGUACAGUGCAAGUUUUCUGGACUGACAGAGCAUACUUCGAUGCGAGACUUUGCAAGGAACGGAUACAUGAGUGAGCUGGAUUUCCCUUUAAUCCUCUUUCUUAUUUUCUUUGAAACCUGCAAAAAUAAAAUUGAAAAGGGGGAUGCUAGAAGGAGCCCGGAAUGCCUUAUGUGGAUCGUCAGAACCGGAUUUGUGGGUUCCUGGACAUUGAGGACAAUGAGACCAGUGGCAAGUUCCUGCGGAGAUAUUUCAUCCUGGACACCCAGGCCAACAGCCUUCUGUGGUACAUGGACAAUCCGCAGAACUUGGCUGCAGGGGCAAAAGCAGUUGGAUCAUUGCAGCUGACCUACAUCUCUAAGGUCAGUGUGGCUCCACCGAAACAAAAGCCCAAGACCCCAUUCUGUUUUGUUAUCAAUGCGCUGUCUCGCCGCUAUGUCUUGCAAGCCAAUGACCAAAAGGAUCUGCAGGACUGGGUGGAAGCACUGAACCGGGCCAGCAAGAUCACGGUACCGAAAGGUGGAAGUUUACCCCUAACCACAGAUGUUGGAAAGCGCCCCUACAAAACUGAGAUCAUUGGCGGGGUGGUUGUACAGACGCCCAUCUCAGUCAACCAGAAUGGAGGGGAUGGCUCAGAAGGCAAUGAGCCAGCAGUUCAUCCUCUUCUGAGACGGUCCCAGAGUUACAUCCCAAGUACCAAAACCCCCAUUGGACCUCCAGUCCUCAAGAGCGGCUACUGUGUAAAGCAGGGGAAUGUGAGAAAGAGCUGGAAACGCCGCUAUUUUACCCUGGAUGAUUUUUCCAUCAGUUACUUCAAGUGUGACCAGGAUAAAGAGCCUUUGCGAACGAUCCUUCUCAAGGAUGUGCUGAAAGUACACGAAUGCCUUGUCAAAUCCGGUGACCUCCUAAUGCGGGACAAUCUCUUUGAAGUCACCACAAGCUAUAGGACUUUCUAUAUCCAGGCCUAUAGCCCUGAGGACAUGCAUAGCUGGAUCAAAGAAAUCACGGGGGCGGUGCAGGCGCUCAAGUGCUGCUCCAGGGAAAUGUCCUUGGUGAGGUCCAUGUCUGUAAACAAACGUGGUAGCCCUUCUUCGCCCAGCUCAACCAUCCCAUCCAUUGCGCGGCUGAAGCAGCUAGGAGAGGAGUCAAAGGCCCCUGGCAAGAGCCCUUCCACCUCCUGCUGGCUGCCAUGGAUGCCAGUGCCACAGUCAGAAGGGAAUCUUCCACCGGCGGCGGCACCAAAGGCCAGUCAGCUGAAAGACUCUGAGUUUGCGCCUCUGUUUUCCGAGCAAGCUGGCCGCACUUUACAAAGCAGACGUCUGCGGCACAGUUCGGAACCCCAGAACUUUAAAGACCACCCCUUUCCUUUUGACCUGGAUGACGCAAACAUCCGAACCUCGGACGUGUAACUCUGCAGAGCAUGGUGGGGCUUGCAGGUGGCACUGGAGAUAACUGUGAUCCAAGCACAGGCCAUGCCAGGUGAAUGUCUGCCAGCUUGCACCUGCUCAGGAAACCAGGAGGAACCACUAUAGUACUGUGAACUUGAGACUAGGGGAGGUCAUGAAAUGGGAUCUCAAACUCCAUAUUUUUCUUUACACCAAGCAUCAAUGAACCAGCAGCGCCCAGUUUAGUACUCUUGCUGGUCUACUGGGCUUACAAAUGGUGCCACCUGUCCUUGCUUCUCUGUUAGCUUGAAGAAAGUUGACCACAGUCCUUCCCUUCAUCAGAUGGAGGUCUUAUUGUCCAAGCGAUGACCUGGUCUCUUCUCAGUGCAGUGUGCUUUGCUUUACUGGGGGAUUCCUCCAUCUAAAGUGAAAGGGGAGUCAUGCUGCCAAAUUAGUUUAGAAAUGCUAGAAGAAGUAUUGCUUUUGUGUGUGUGUCCCUCUCUCUGUCCCAUCACCAUGAAAAGGCUCACUCACUGAAGUCAUCUAGAGAUUGACUGCAAUAUGAUUAGUUGCACCCAUCUUCUGUAGUGGCGACACUGGCAGUCUAGCAUGAAUGCUUCACCUGUGGAGGAGCUGAGAUUUCUCUUGUGUUAAAGGGUUAGACCUUUAAGGUACUUCUGACACUGUGACUUAGUAGCAAAAAUGUGGAACUACUCACUUCUCCUAUCAAUUUACCUCUGUAGCUCUUUCAGCAAACACUGCACUGCCUUUUUGCAAGUGAGAGUCUUCUCAGUAUGGGAGAGAUGGGAUGCAAAUUGCUUCUGGGCAUCCUUCUGAUGUAGCAAAGAAUUGGAACAUGGCGGAACGGCCAGAGACUGGUUGCUACUGGAGGGAAAUCAUCCGUAGCAUUUAUUUUGGCAAAAAACAGCCUUCUCCCACCUAGUGCCUUGCAGGUGUGUUGGAUUACAACUCCCAUAAUGACAUGCUGUAUGAAGAUGAUGGAAAUCAUAACCCAACACAUCCAUGGGAGGGUUAGAGAUGUCUGGCACAAGUUUGGGGAAAGGAGUAAACUGAAGGAGGGAAUGGGGCCUUUGCAAGAUGACAACCUUCAGGAUUCUUAAACUCUUGCAGACUCAGGACCAUAGCUUCCUUGACUGAGUCUAUCCACCUGCAAUGCAGUCCUCCUCUUUUCUUACUGUCUUCUGUCUUACCAAGCAAUAUUAUUUUUUCCAGUAUGUCUUCUCAUGAUGUGUCUAAAGUAAGACAGUCUCAGUUUAGCCAUUUUGGCUUCUAGGGGGAUUUCUUGCUUGAUUUGCUCUAGAACCCAUUUAUUGGUCUUUUUUUUUAUAGUCCACAGCAUCUGAGAACUCUUCUCCAGCUUCACAUUUCAAAUGAGUUGAAUGUCCUCCAACCAUCUUUCUUCCCAGCUGUGUCCACCUUUCACAGCCAUACUCAGAGACUGGGAAUAAGGUGCCAUGGGCAAUUCAAACUUCAGUGUUCAGUGAGGAUCUUGUCUCGUUCUUUCGUUGCUGCCCUACCAAGUCCUCAUCUUCUGGUUUUCAUUUCCAGAGUAAAACACACUGUGAUUAUCUGACUCAAAAUCUCCCAUUCCUGUCCACUUUAGCUCACUCGCCCCAAGCAUUGCAUUGUUUGUAUGUUCCAUUUCUUGUUUUAGUAUUCAUGCUUCCCACAUUCCAUGCUCCUAUGUGUUGCAUAGGAACACACCUUUCACCUCUGAGCACAUCAACAGCUGGAUAUCUUUUCAGCUAGAGCCACAAUGCUUCUCAUAGUUGUCCUCUGCUGUACCCCAGUAGCUCACUGAGCGUCAACCAAUCUGGAAGUUUCUUCUUCUGGCACAAUAUCUUGUUUCGUUUUGGAUUGUCUCAUGAUAAGGUUUUUAUGGGAAAAGAUAUUCAAGAGGGUCUUACCGUGUCUUCUACGCCAGUGGUUCUCAACCUUCCUAAUGCCAUGAUCCUUUAAUACAGUUCCUCAUGUUGUAGUGACCCCCCAACCAUAAAAUCAUGGUGUCUCGGUUCCUAAGACCAUUGGAAAGGUAUGUUUUCUGAUGGUCUUAGGCGACCCUGUGAAAGGAUCAUUCGACCCCCAAAGGAGCCAUGACCUACAGGUUCAGAACUGCUGGUCUAUGUAGUACUAACAAGUGUUAGCUAUGGUGCCACUGCUGUUGUCUCAUAGAUCUUCCGCCGGUGUCACCUUCCACUACUGAUGCUGCCCAGUAGCUGUUUGGCACAUUGAGUCUGAAUCUUCGGUAAAAUCCUGCCUGACAUGGGAGACCUUACAUGCAACACUGCUGCUGUCAGCAUAGCCUCUUGCCUCACAGAAGCAUGCAAUCCCAUUGCCAUGAAUACAACUGGGGAUUGGUGUCCCAGUUUGGACUGUGUGGAUCUAGAUGUCGGGAUCAAACCACAAUGUUGAAUACUUUGUUCAGCUAUGCAAGAACUACUGUCUCAUAAACUCUGUGAAUGUCUGUGGUAAGAAUACACUCAGGUACUCACCCUU